UCGGUGCAAUAGACCCGACCCAUCAGAAAGGAAACACUGAAAUCAUAGAAUGAAUCUGAGAUUGCUGCUACCAUGUUUUUUUCUUCAUUCAAAAAGUUGUUUUACAUUUCGGAACUUUCAAAACUUCAUAAUGAAUAAGAGUAAUUGCUCGAGGGUAGUUUUACCUCAGAGGAUACACACAAAUGUCUUUAAAAAUGUAAUUGUUCGCCAAAUCUCCACAUGUUACCAGUUAUUACAGGAUAAAACUGAAAAAUCCCUCUGCCUCACUAAAGGUGAUGAAAGCUAUUUUGAUUUCAAAGAACUGGAAUGCAAUUCAAGCGCAGAGCAAAGAAUGGGACAUUUUAUGGCAUUAAUGUGUGAAGCAUUUAAGCUGUCAGAAGAGGAAGCAGAAGAUAUUGUAGAAUGCUAUCCAUUCUUAUGGAAAGAAUUCUUUCAUAAAUCCUUUACCCAUUUAAAAUCAAUGGGAUUAGUAAAGACAACAUUUAUGCAGUAUCCAUGGCUUAUUUCCAUGUCUCCUGAGGAAAUUGAUUCAAAACUUCAAAUAGUAUCAACAUCCUUUCCUGACAUGGGAGAUGUGAACACCUGUGCAUGUUUAUUCAAGUAUCCAAAUGAAAAGAUUGAUAUGCUUAUCUCUAAUUGGAAAAAAGAGGCUGUGGAAUUCGAACAACCAUCGAAAUUUCAUUUUCUGGCGCAUGCUUUAAAGGUUCCUAUAGGAAAAAUUAUGAAUCAGCUAGAAACUAAGAGCUUCCUUUUGAGUUUGUCUUACUCAAGAAUUCAGGAAGGAGUAAAUAUUUGUCUUGAUGCCGGAGUGCAGAGAGAGGAUGUUUUAAACGAUCUAUGGGUAUUGCGUAACCGUCCCAUAAAGAUACGGAACAGAAUCGAAACUCUAUUACAAUCCAAGAUUCCUGUAAAACCAUGGGUUCUAAGAGCCCGCAUUCAGUCGUUUAAGACAAAAAAAAAAUGCCUUACAUUUUCUUAUAGCUAUAUUGAGGAAUAUUGGGAAGAGAAGCAGGACAUGGAAUAUGAUAAUAAUUUAUCUUCAUACUUGAUGACACGGUUGAAAUGUGAGCUUUCAGUUGUUGAAAGGAUGAUGAAAGUUUUUCCCAAUUUACAACGGGCUACGAUACGGAAGGUUAAGCCAAAUAUCGACUACUUGUUAGUAGUGAAAUGUAUAGAUCCCGGCCUUGUUAUAAUGACUCCGCGAAUUUUAUGCCAAAAACUUGACACCGUGAAAGACCGCAUAGAGAUAUUGGAAACAACCGGCAUUCAGUACUCUUCACUAUGGAUGGUAGGCAGGAGUCAGCGUGAGUUUGAUGAUUUUGUAAAACGUUGGAAGACCAAAUAAGAUGAAUUAAACCCAUGGUCGUGAAAGUCA
Molecule: messenger RNA, 1375 nt
Organism: Daphnia magna
Lineage: Eukaryota; Metazoa; Arthropoda; Branchiopoda; Diplostraca; Daphniidae
Gene: mTTF
Product: transcription termination factor, mitochondrial
Exons: 7
Coding region: 50-1345 (431 amino acids)
Biological process (GO): termination of mitochondrial transcription; regulation of DNA-templated transcription
Cellular component (GO): mitochondrial matrix
Molecular function (GO): double-stranded DNA binding
Source: RefSeq, a predicted model, not a curated record